Messenger RNA from Neopsephotus bourkii (Bourke's parrot), 1718 nucleotides. RefSeq names its product receptor activity modifying protein 3 (gene RAMP3). Gene Ontology annotation, biological process: receptor internalization; intracellular protein transport; cellular response to hormone stimulus. Gene Ontology annotation, molecular function: coreceptor activity. Gene Ontology annotation, cellular component: cell surface; membrane; signaling receptor complex. The record is from RefSeq and is a predicted model, not a curated record. The transcript is spliced from 4 exons. Bases 133 to 603 code for a protein of 156 amino acids. Lineage: Eukaryota; Metazoa; Chordata; Aves; Psittaciformes; Psittacidae.
CGCCCGGGGCUGGCCACCGAGGCAUGAAGGGGAGGCUCCGCGGCGGGGCGGCUGAGGCGGGCCCGGGCCCUGCGCGCCGGCGGACCGGCCGCCCCAUGCGGGCUCCGAGCAUCGCGGCCCCUCGCCGCCGGGAUGGAGGCGCCGGGCUGCUGCCGGCCGCAGCUCCCCGUCCUGCUGCUGUGGGUUAAUGGUCUGAUGACGCUUGGAUUCGCAGGUGCUCGUCAACAGACUAAUCUCUGCAAUGAAUCUCUCAUGUUAGAAAAGUUGCCUGCCUGUGGAAAAUCCUUUGAAGAGAUGAUGAAGAAAGUGGACUCUAAAAAAUGGUGCAACCUGACAGAAUUUAUCAUGUAUUAUGACAACUUUACCCAGUGCACAGAACGUGAAGCCAACAAUGCGAGUUGCUUUUGGCCAAACCCUCUCGCAGAGGGCUUCAUCACUGGAAUUCAUAAACAGUUCUUUUCAAACUGCACGUCAGAGAAGGUUCAUUGGGAAGAUCCACCGGAUGAAAUCCUUGUAACCCUCAUCUUGAUCCCAGUCAUGUUGACGUGUGCCAUGAUAACACUGGUGGUAUGGUGCAGCAAGAGAAGUGAUAUCCUGGUGUAAGUUCUUCCCCUGGGCUUUAUUUUUCUCCAUCUCCUUCCAAAACCACUAAGAAGGAAAGAGAAACUCGACAGAAGGAUUUCAGAUCUGCUGAAAUGGAACCUGUGAGAUGCUGAGAUUGAGACAACGCUCCUGUGAACUAAGAGCUGCCUGCUGCUGCUGCCCAAAGUCACUGCUUCUGAGCUUGGAUACUGGUGUUGCUGGUGCAAAGUUCUCUACUUCCAUCAGGCUUCAUCAUCAUGGAAUUCUCAGGCAGCUCCCAGAAACAGGAGAGUCCCCAGACAAACGGACCCCUUAACUGCAAAAGGGAUAAAGUUACUUUACAUGGGUAAAGCUGGUUGGUAAACUAAGUUUUGCAGAACUGUAUGUAAGUGUCUGUACAUGUGGUGUAACCCUGACAGCGGGGAAGAUGGCAUCUCUGGAGUUCUUGUGUAGGACACUGGAGGUUUUCAUCUGUGAACCCUGUGGCUCGGACAGAUCACUGGCAAAGGAAGUGAACAUGGAUGUAACCAAGUGGCAGCUUUUCCUGGAAGCCAGUCAAAACCAUCAUUAUCAAGAACUGGAAGUAUUGUUCUGGCAAAGGAACAAUUUAUGUGUCCAGUGACUAUGAGCAUGGGGAAGUUAUCAUGCCACUUUCACAACAAGUCAUAAAAUGCCUUUAAGCAUGGCUACUUGGAAUUGUAUGGCUUACAAACGAGAUCUGGGAAGAUCUACAAGAAGUCUUCUUUUACAGAGCUGAAAAACGGAAAAUCAGCUGAUUAUAAAUAUACUAAGGAAUAAUGAAGAAACUUUCCUAUGCCAGACUCUGUUUUUCCUCUUUUAUAGUGAUUAUUCUUGAUGACUUGUGUUCACUGUAUAUUCCCUGCUCUCACUUCACUCUGUGCAAGAGAGAUCCUACAAAUCAAUGUAAAGGCAUCAUGUUGCUUGAGGUGCCUUUUGGAGUGUAAUUUUGUACAUAAAUCAUUCUUCAUCCCGUGAAGAGUGGGGAGCUAAAGCAUGAACAUCAAACAGGAACAGACAGAGGAGGAAAGAGAAAAACUUCUACUCAGAAUUCUUACGCUAUAAAGCUAUUCCUGUGUAACAGUUGAAAUAAAGAUUAUAUGCCCAAAAUAAACCAA